Molecule: messenger RNA, 2472 nt
Organism: Adineta steineri
Lineage: Eukaryota; Metazoa; Rotifera; Eurotatoria; Adinetida; Adinetidae
Source: the annotation of a GenBank genome assembly
AUGCAUUCAUUGAAUAAAACAAUUACUAUUCCAAUUCGUUAUAUUCAGAAAACAUUGUUGGUUAAUAGAGGUCAUGAUGGUCAGCCUAUACAAAUAAUUCUUAUGUUGAAUAGUGCUGUGAAAAUUGAAGAAAAUGAAACUAACAUUAAUAGUUGUACCAGAAUUGGUAACGACGAAAUUCCAAAUUCAUUUACCGAUAUUAUAUCCAAAAGUAGUGCAUUAUUCCUUCAAUUUGAUCCUCCUGCAAAUGCAUGGCCAUUCUUACUUUCUCUACCCAUCGUUGGUCAUACUGAUAAUAAUAAACGACAAGAUGGGAAUUUUCAUAUAAACUUUGCUUUAUUUACGACAGAAGAUUGGCCGAAUAUGAAUGCUAUUGAAAGACCCUGUUUCAAUUCAUUUAAAAGUCAGUAUUCUAUUGAAAUGUUAUAUUCGCUCGGCUAUAUCUUUACUGAUAAAUAUAUGAAAUCACAAGCUGCUCGAAAAUCAUUUAUAAAAAUCGAAAGAGAUUUUACUAAUGAAUUUCACAAUGUUUGUUCGCGUAUUUACAAGGCUUUAAAAGAAAACCAGUGUCUUGACUUCGAUGAUUUAAUUAGACUACACACACCAAAUACAAAUACGAGCAAUAAUAUGAGCAUUGAUAUGACAUUUAUGGAUGAUCAAAACGUUCUUAUUCGGCAUAUUACUCUUACUCCAAUGCAUGUAACAUUCAAUCCACUGAUUCGAGAACGUAGUAACCGAGCCUUACGUAUACGAGGUACUGAAAAGUACAUACGAGUUUGUAUUCGAGAAGAAAAUAAUGAAAAUUUGGAUACACUUACCGCUGAAAUUCGAUUACGCUUCAAGCGAAAAAUGUUUACCGAUGGUAUCAUGUGUAUGAAUAAACGCUAUUAUUUCGUUGGUGCAUCGACAAGUCAAAUGAAAAAAUUCUCUUAUUGGUUCUCAGCAUUGAACGAUGGGGAAACUAUUGACCAAGUACGGGCACAAUUCGGUGAUUUUACUGCAAUUAAAAAUUUGGCCACAUAUGUCGCUCGAGUUGGUCUAUAUUUUUCGACGUCAUCUGCCACUGGUAUACCUUUAAAUUACAUUAAUUUAAAUUCAAAUAUUAUCAAUAUACCAGGCGCUGGCUCUCCUGCAUCGUCAUCAUUAUCUAACUGGUCAUGGAUGCAACCUCGAUCGUGGUUCAAAAAAUCAAGUGAUAUACCAUCGGUAUUUCAAAUACGUAUGGCUGGGUGUAAAGGAAUACUAAUGAUUGAUCCGGAGUCAGCACAUGAUGAUUAUUACAUUAAAGUUCGAGAUAGUAUGGUUAAAUUCGAAAGUGACGAUUGGACAUUACAUAUAUGUGAUUAUUCUCGACCAAUGCCUUUAAGUUUAAAUAAUCAGAUUAUACGUUUACUGAGUGAUCUCGGAAAUAAACUUGAGAUAUUUGAAUCACUACAGAAUCGUAUGUCGAAACCAGUUCUGUGGCAUCCACCAGAAGAUACCUAUUUGAAUGUGUUUGAUAGUGAAUUAAUUAAUGAUCAACAAUUACGUUAUUUAAAUGUGAAAGAAAAUUUGUUACGUAAUAAAAUCCCAUUGCCGAUCGAUGAGGCACGAAAUAUGUUUGGAGUUGCUGAUGUCACCGGUCAGCUAAAGUAUGGUCAAUGCUUUAUACAAUACCAAGUGAAAGUAAAAGAAAAAAUAACUUAUAAAGUUGUAAAAGGAACGGUACUGGUAACAAAAAAUCCCUGUUUAUAUCCAGGAGACAUUCGUAAACUUGAAGCAGUUGAUGUAAAAUUAUUGAGACAUUGUAUGCGUGACUGUAUCGUGUUUCCUACCACUGGAUCUCGUCCUCAUAGUGAUCAAAUAAGUGGAUCUGAUCUCGAUGGUGAUCAAUAUUGGGUCUAUUGGGGAAAAGAUUUGAAUAUUGAUAAACCUAUUGAACCAUUGAAUCAUUCAUCAGCAACAAAACUGACUGUUUCAGAGAUCACAAAUGAAAUGGUGAUUGAUUAUGUCUUGGAUACAAUUGAACGAAAUUAUUACUCAAUCAUAGCUGACGUGCACACAGUAGUCGCUGAUAGAAUAGAAAAAGGUACGAUGUCGAAAGAAUGCGUCGAACUAGCAACAUUAUUUUAUCGUGCCAUUGAUUCGCCUAAAACAGGUGAAACUAUCGAUAUGAACAGGGUGUAUGAAUUGAAAGAUCAGUUUUGCAAGUCGUUUCCGACAUUUAUGAUGAAAUCUGAUCAAUCAUAUUAUAAAUCAUCAUCCACUAUCGGAAACUUAUAUUUAAAGGCAAAAUUAAUUGUUAUUAAAAGAAAAGAGAUGUAUGAUAGAUACCAGAUAACAUCGGCUCGUCAAACUAGAGUACCAAUAUUGUUUAGAGUUAUAUCGAAUCCUGAAUUGUCAUAUAUUCAGUACUUACUUUUAAUUAAAAGCUUUUUAACAAGCAAUUUGGGUACUCUGUUUCGAUUACCAACACAGCAUGAAACUUGUUAA